Messenger RNA from Annulohypoxylon truncatum, 1126 nucleotides. Its product is annotated as SnoaL-like domain-containing protein. The record is from RefSeq and is a predicted model, not a curated record. The coding region runs from base 217 to 1068 and encodes 283 amino acids. The transcript is spliced from 2 exons. NCBI's taxonomy places the organism in Eukaryota, Fungi, Ascomycota, Sordariomycetes, Xylariales, Hypoxylaceae.
CGAGCCAAGGUUCAGGGACUCUAUACAGCUUAGUCCCAUGACAUAGCCGUUACAAAGAUGGCAGCGGAGACAAGGCUACUCAUAAGCUCGGAACAGAGCUCAUAUAUAUUCUAAGUUAGCUAGCUAUCAGGCUGACAGUCGUAUACGAAUAUAUACGGGAGUCUUUGGAAACUCGCGUUUGACCACAUUAAUUAUUAUAACUUGUCCCGAAUCACUAUGACGUCCGAGCUAGAUGAACUGAAGGAGCAAGUCUCCCUCCUCCGAAAGGAGGUCUCGCGUAUCUCAGACGAAGCUGAAGUGCGGAAAGUCCACUUCAAAUAUGGCUACUAUCUUGACAAGUGUCUAUACAACGAGGUUGUGGACAUGUACGCAGAUCAUCCAGACACUUAUGUCGAGUUCCUUGGAUCACGGUAUCGAGGAAAGGAAGGCGUGAAACGGCUCUAUAACGGACGCUUCCAGCAAACCUUCGUCAACGGCCGCAACGGACCCGUUCGUGGUUUUCUACUCGACCAUAUCAUGAUGCAAGAUAUCGUCGACGUCGACCCCAGCGGAACGCACGCCUGGUGCCGGAUGCGCGCUCUCAUGCAAGCCGGGACGCACAAGUCCGUCAUCGACAUCCACCCGCGCGGGCACGUUCAAUGGUGGGAAGGCGGGCUCUACGAGAACGAGUACAUCAAGGAGAACGGCGUCUGGAAGCUGUUCCGGUACCGAUACUUCCCGUUCUGGCAUGCCGAGCACGAGAAGGGCUGGUCCCUGACGAAGGAGAACUACGUCCCGUGGCCAACCAAGACGUAUCCCGAGGACCCCCUCGGACCCGACGAGAUCAUCGAGCAGAAGAUGCUCUGGCCCGAUACGCGCGUCGUGCCCUUCCAUUACCCGCACCCGGUGACGGGAAAGAAGACCGCCGACGACGACCUGCGCGCGCCGCUCUAUGGCAAGGACGCGAGCACCGCCGAGGCACCGCUCACGCUGGCACUGCCGGAAGGCCAGAGCCGACCUGGAGCGGGGAAGACCUGGGAGAGCGAGGGCUCAGUGAGGGUUCUGCCUGAUCUGGUUGAGCACGCGUAGAAUGGGUGGUGGAGGGUUGCAUACAUAUAGCCUAAAGGGGAAUAGGGGAGAACAUGCC